CUGGAAGCAGAACGAUCAAGUUUAUUCCAUCGAUUCGCUCUGGAAAUUCAAAAAAUUUUGAAUCCAUAUUUUGAAUGUCGUGUGGUCCUGGAUAUCUAUGGAUCAACGAGAAACGGAUUCGGUACCAGAUUCUUCGAUGUUGAUAUGCCACUUUCUUUCUCACCGAGCCCACCUUCUCAGGCAACAAACUCGCAUUGAGUAAUGAGAACUUUUGCGAAAGCACUUGUCGAUUGGAUUCAAAACGGGAGCAAUGGUUACUAUGAAGGAGAUGAGUUACUGGAUGAUGGUGCUCUCUGAACGAUGCCAGAAGCAACGUUCAUUGAGUGCUUUGGUAAUCUGGAUGUCACAAGAAGACCUGCCUAUUUGAGACCUCCGGCAGCUCUCUGUAUGUUUUUUUUCCAUAUCACAAAGAAAAUUUGAUAUCCUUUCUAAAAAAUAAUGCAAAUUAAAACAAUUUUUUCAGAUAAGUAUUCGAUGCACUACAUCCGUACGUUGCCAUGCCGUGCACCUACAUAAUGGAUAUAAGCGCUGCAAUGAACGUAUAUUGCAUGAGAAAUUGUUUGGAAACUGAACAAUCCGAUUUAUUUCAUCGAUUCGCACUGGAAAUGCAAGCACAUUUCAGUGCAUUUUUUGGAAGUCGCGCUGUCCUGGAUAUCUGCGGUUCAACCAGAAACGGAUUCGGUACCCGGUUCUGUGAUGCCACUUUCUUACUCACCGAGUCUACCUUCUUGGGAAAAAACUCGGAUCGAGUAAUGAGAACUCCUGCGAAAGCACUUGUCGAUUUUCCGGAUGAUGUCGACGAGGGAUAGGUCAACACCAGACUGACCGCGACAUGGAUAUGGAAGCAGAGUAAGUUUUCAUAAAUCGUAGCAGAAAUUGAAAUUCCACUCAAAAUUUGAAAUUUUUUCAGCAUCAGUUACAAGAAUGAUUUGGCUCUCAACAGUACUCAGAUUUUACAACAAUGCUUCAAGUGGGAUCCCGAAAAAUUACCGACUCUCGGAGUUUGGCUGAAGGCCCGGGCAAGGAGAUGUGGAAUUGGAUAUGCAUCAAAAGGAUCGCUAUCUAUCUUAACUCCCGUGUUGACAAAUGAUCCGGUUGAGGCGGAUCAUUAUUUGGCACAAAGAUUGGAUCUGUCAGGUAAGUUAUUAGAAACCUUGUUCAUUCUAUACUUCAUAUUUGCAGUAUACAUAUACAUUCGAUCGUGUAUGGAAAAAUCGAAGAAAGUAUUCACGGAUUGCCGCAUGCGUUCGGAGUCCUCUCCCACCACCCAUCAAAUUUCGUUUUUCUAUUUCUCUAUUUUCAUUGAAAAACAUCGGAAAAUCGGAAAAAAAAAUGAAAGCACCGAAUUUGACCAGAAAUUUGCGCAAAACAACUAAGUAAACAUGAGACUAUCAUAUUUGAUACAAAUGUGA
Messenger RNA from Caenorhabditis elegans, 1412 nucleotides. NCBI's taxonomy places the organism in Eukaryota, Metazoa, Nematoda, Chromadorea, Rhabditida, Rhabditidae. The record is from the annotation of a RefSeq genome assembly.